ACGUAGAAUCCCGGAGCCGCCCGGAAGCUCCGCCACCUCCUCCCAGAGAAGUAGCAGCGACAGCUAUGAGUCCGGGCUGGUCGCCCGCGCGGCGUUUGUGGCCGCUGCUGUUGCGCAGGACGGUCUUCCAGAGAGCCGGCCCCACAGUGGCUUCGGUUCCCUGGCUUCCGCGGCUGGCAGAGCGAUGGCUUCCCGCGGGGCCCGCGACCUGUCUGACCCCGAGCCUAACCCGCGGCCUGCACCAUGGGCCUCAGCCGGAGGAGCGGACCCCUGGCGACGCUCGCCUGCAUCCGGGACCCGCAGAUCACAUUGGUGCCAAGUUUGACAUCGAUAUGCUGGUUUCACUUCUGAGGCAAGAAAAUGCAAGAGACAUUUGUGUGAUCAAGGUUCCUCCAGAAAUGAGAUACACAGACUACUUUGUGAUUGGGAGUGGGACUUCCACCCGACACUUACACGCUAUGGUCCACUACCUUGUGAAGAUGUAUAAACACCUGAAAUGUAGAAGCGAUCCGUAUGUCAAGAUCGAGGGGAAGGAUGCUGACGACUGGCUGUGUGUGGACUUUGGGAGCAUGGUGAUCCAUUUGAUGCUUCCAGAGACCAGAGAGACCUAUGAGUUAGAGAAACUGUGGACUCUACGUUCAUUUGAUGACCAGUUAGCUCAGAUAGCAGCCGAGACGUUGCCUGAAGACUUCAUUCUUGGACUGGAAGAUGACACUUCAUCCCUGACUCCAGUGGAGUUCAAAUGUAAAUAAACAAAGUUAAUGCCAUUCUUCCCUUUGAUAUGACUGAGCCAUCUGCUUGGUCACUACAAGUUCCUGUCUGCCUUGUGAACACUCAUGCUGGUAGCUCACAGACCAAGAACCAGUAAUUCAAUCCUGUCUUUCA
Molecule: messenger RNA, 885 nt
Organism: Mus caroli (Ryukyu mouse)
Lineage: Eukaryota; Metazoa; Chordata; Mammalia; Rodentia; Muridae
Gene: Malsu1
Product: mitochondrial assembly of ribosomal large subunit 1
Biological process (GO): negative regulation of translation; negative regulation of ribosome biogenesis
Cellular component (GO): mitochondrion
Molecular function (GO): ribosomal large subunit binding
Source: RefSeq, a predicted model, not a curated record